This is a messenger RNA of Pyricularia oryzae 70-15, 2671 nucleotides long. RefSeq lists its product as uncharacterized. Lineage: Eukaryota; Fungi; Ascomycota; Sordariomycetes; Magnaporthales; Pyriculariaceae. Gene Ontology annotation, molecular function: phosphatidylinositol-4,5-bisphosphate 5-phosphatase activity. Gene Ontology annotation, biological process: phosphatidylinositol dephosphorylation. The transcript is spliced from 2 exons. The record is from RefSeq and is a predicted model, not a curated record. The coding region runs from base 275 to 2161 and encodes 628 amino acids.
GAAUCGGUGGGGUGAAUCCUCCAACCAGCAUCAGCCGCUGGAUGCUUUCAGCUGCCGUACCAAUCAGUCAUUUCCCACUUGACAAGCUGAUUUGAUAGAUUGUUACGUUAACCUUGCCUAAAGAAAGAAGAUACAUACCCUGCCCUGUAACUGUCUGUCCUCCACGCUGGUUGCAGAGCGGGACGCUGCACCUCCAAGAAAAAAAAAAGAAAAAAAAAAGUCCCGUUCGCCGGGUACUUACCUAUCUCGCUGCCCUACCUUGUUCACCGCAAGCAUGUCAGGGAAGACGACAGGGAAGAAGGCAGCGCAUGGACUCGACGAGAUUUCGGUGCAGCAUCCCAAGAUGAUGGGUGGUAACAAGAAGAAGCUGGAUCUGCUGAUCCUGAGCUUCAACGCGGCAAAGAAGAUGGUUGACUCGAGCGUCUUUGCGCACCAUCUUGAGACGACACUGGUGACCAAUGCUACGUCGCUGCCAGAGGUGGUUGUGUUCUCCCUUCAAGAGAUCUCCCCAUUGAGCUAUGCAUUCAUCGGGGGUCCCCUGUUGGCCCCGUUCCUCUCGCGAUACGAAGAAGCGCUCAACAUAGCAGCCGUCAAGAUCAAAUCGACCCCCUCGACCCCCGCCACGCCGGCAUCUGCCAGCGCCGAAGACGAACGUGACGAUGUGGCCUCGCCGGCCAGCCCAGGCGUGGAGGAGGAGGAGGAGGAGGAGCAGCAGCAGCAGCAGUCGCCUCUGCUGGGUCCGCUGUGGAGAAAAUCCCGCCGGGCGCCGGGUCCCUACACGCUCGUGAAGCAGCACAAUGUUGGUAUGACCGCCAUCAUGCUCUUUGCGCUGCACCCGUCGACCAUCUCGAGCGUGGAGCUGGCAGAGGUUGGGUUUGGCACGCUCGACAUGGGCAACAAGGGCGCGGUGGCCAUCCGGUGCAUCUUCACGCCGCCGCGCGGCAGCAGCAGCUCCUCGGCAGGCGACGGGUCCUUUACGCAGCUCACGCUGGUGGCCACGCACCUCGCGCCCAUGGAGUGGAAUCUUAAGAGGAGGCACGCCAACUGGCAGAGCAUCUGCUCGGCGCUCUUGUUUGGCGACCCGGUGGCUACCAUCAAAGAGGUUGCCAGGCCCGAGGACCAGGAUGUGGUGUCGGGUCUGUUGAGGCGGCGUUCCACCGGCAGGGUCUCUGACAGCGCAGCGAGCCCGGCGCCGACGGCCGAGGAGGAGGCUGAAGCCGAGGCGCUGCUGCGGGAGGCCGAGGAGCAAGAUCGGGUGCUGGCGGGGCACAUGCGAGAGGCGCUGCGCGACAUGACCAUCUUUAGGCCCGGCAGCCACGUCUUUGUCGCUGGAGACCUCAACUACCGCACUGCGGACAAGUCCCCCAAGAAGGAAGACAGGUUUCCGAGCUUUGAUCCCGAUUCUCCGGACCACUGGCCCACGCUCCUCGAGAGGGAUCAGCUGAGCAAGGAGAAGGCGGCCGGCAAGGUGCUCCGCUGCUUCACCGAGGAGGACAUUGCCUUCCCGCCGACGUACAAGUACGACGUGCUGCACUCGGCCGAGGGUGCCAUCAACGAGGCCGAGGCCAGGGAGGCCAUGGAGCGCGGCGACGCCGACCUGGUCGUGCCGUACCGCUUUGCUAAGCACAGGUGGCCGAGCUGGACCGAUCGGGUGCUCUACAUGCAAGUGCCCGAGUUUGCCAAAACCGAGCACGACGGCCAAGGCGAGGACCACACCUUUGCAGCCCGCGCCUACACCUCGAUGCCGCUGAUGCGGUCCUCGGACCACCAGCCCGUGUUCCUGCGCCUCGACGUACCCAUCCUGACGCCCACGGAGCUGGGCAGGGAAGUGGCCAAGGCCAAGGGCGUCGCCGGCCAGGUUCUGGACUCUUCGCGAGAAGACGGAAAGGCCGGAGCAGCAACGACAACAACAGCAGCAGCAGCAGCACGAGGCAAAGAUGGAAGCGCCGCCGGCGACUCGGCACCGCAGGACCAAGACGUGCGCAUCAGCCUCCCCUACCCGCUCGACAUACACGCCACGGCGCGCCGCCAGGUGGCCAGGUCCCGCGAGUUCAUGUCGGGCUGGACCAUGCUGCUGUGGUGCACCAAGGAGGGCGCGGCCGCGCUCGGCUCCCUGGCCGUGCUGGCCCUGGGCACGUACUGGCUGUACCAAGUGCUCUAGAGGAGGAAGCCGGCAGCCUCUGUCGCAUCUGUCGUCGGAGGGUGGCUUUCUGAGGGUCGGUGAUGGCGCUGCUCUACGUGUAUUCUUUCUUUUUUUUCCUUCUUCUUUUUCCUUGCGGUGGUUUGUGGUUCCGCGAUUACUACGACGAGUAUGGAGUAUGGCGUUGUGCUUUGGUACGGUCCAUCUAACUGGCAUAUGGCAUGUGGUAACUGCCUGGACGGCAUUUUUAUGCAUUCGAAUGCUGUUUUCUUUCUUCUUUUUUCUUUUUUUUUUUUGUUAAACUGCUUUGCCCAUUGUUGUUUGCACCCUUGGGCCAAGACUUUUGGUACGAUGGGUCAUUAGUUUCUGCGAUGGAGCUAAGGAAUGGCUCAAGAGUGUUGUCGAGGGAGCUUUACAGUGUCCCUUAGCAGAGGUUUCCUUUGCUUGCAAGAAGCACCUAAGGGAUCACGCACAGAAACGUAGAUUUUAUUCGCAGACCUUGAAAUCAACCAGAAUUACCUUGAAAUGCGA